UUUAGUUCUGAUUCAGAAUGUUUUUUCAAUGAGCAGACCAAUGCAGGGCUAUGGAGGUUGCAAUCAAGAAAUUUUUUCCAAACACUGUCCACCGUUGGUGUAAAUGGCAUGUUCUGAAGAAGGCGAAGGAAACACUUGGGCCGCUUUACACGAAGAAAAGUGAUUUCCAGGCUGAAUUUCACAAAGUUGUUAAUCACAUGUUAACUGAGGAAGAAUUUGAAACAGCCUGGGCCGGGCUGCUUGAUAAGUACAACUUGAGGGCGCAUAACUAUAUGACCCAAAUAUAUGAGACAAGACAUAAAUGGGCAAAACCAUACUUCAGAGGAGUGUUUUGUGCAAAGAUGACAAGUACACAGAGGAGUGAGAGCGCAAACCACAUGCUGAAGUCUUACAUGCCCCCCGCAAGCCCGAUGCAUGUUUUCGUCCGUCAAUACAUGAGGCUACAAUUCGACCGUGAGCGUGAUGAAAGCUACGAGGAGAAGAGAACAAUGAUUGGCGGGGCUGUGCGGCGGACUAACCUUGCAAUAGAGCGGCAUGCAAGCAAAAUAUAUACUAGGAAUAUGUUUGAGGAAUUUGGCCGCCUACUAAUAGAAGGAACUGCAUACAAUGUUACUGAAAAAGAAAAUAUGAGAAAAUAUAUAACAACUCACAAUAAUGCAGCCAAAAGAGAGAAGUGGAGCAGGGUGGAGUACGAGGUGACAGUUAACAAAGAC
This is a messenger RNA of Aegilops tauschii subsp. strangulata, 713 nucleotides long. The record is from RefSeq and is a predicted model, not a curated record. NCBI's taxonomy places the organism in Eukaryota, Viridiplantae, Streptophyta, Magnoliopsida, Poales, Poaceae.